Messenger RNA from Penicillium argentinense, 1398 nucleotides. RefSeq names its product CCCH zinc finger protein. Lineage: Eukaryota; Fungi; Ascomycota; Eurotiomycetes; Eurotiales; Aspergillaceae. Gene Ontology annotation, molecular function: metal ion binding. The record is from RefSeq and is a predicted model, not a curated record. The coding region runs from base 1 to 1398 and encodes 465 amino acids. The transcript is spliced from 4 exons.
AUGGAUUCUACCUCCUUUCUCGAGCGAUAUCGCCAAUUAGGCACGAUCGACCAGCAAAAAAAUCAGCUCAUCGAGGAACUCCUACAACGUGUGACCGAACUCGAGAACUCUUUCCAGCAGGAGAAACUGGACCAUGAACGCGAGACUCGUUUCAAUCGUGAUAUUCAGCUUCAUGAAAUGGAGUUGAUGCAACAAAUACACCAAAUCAAGUCCAUUAUGGACCGAGAACCAUUCGUCGUCCUUCUUUUAGACGGAGAAGGCAUUAUUUUCAAGGAUGAAUACCUCCAGCAGGGCGAAGAGGGCGGUUGCAAUGCGGCGAAGCAACUCUACACCAGCCUGAACAAAUAUUUGACUACGAACCUCCCGAAUAUUAAAGUGCCGAAGCUAUUGACAAAGAUCUACUUGAAUGUGAGAACUUUCAGUGAGCUGUGCACUCGGGCUGGGCUUGUUUCAGACCCCUCUACGAUUCACGACUUCAUUCGAGGCUUCAAUGAGACAAUGUCAUUCUCCGAGAUUGUGGAUAUUGGGUCCGGCCAAAACAAGGCCCUCGAUAAAAUGAAAGAGACACUCCAAAUCUUCCUUUACAACUGCCAUUGCCACCAGAUCUUUCUGGGCUGUCCGUCAAAUAGCGAGUACACCAACUUCCUCGAGGACAUACUGAAAGAAGGCGAUCUCACCGGUCGCAUUUCUCUUGUGGAAGGCGUUACAUUCGAGAAAGAACUGGAGACCGUGAAGACCUCAUACCGGAUUGCUAAAUUCCCAGAAGUUUUCCGGACAUCCAAAUUGACACCCAUCUGGGCCCCGGCUUGGAAGAAUACAUUGCCUACACGAUCAAUGCUCACCCCGUCUCCAUCGCGACAAUUUUCAAAUCCCCCACCUCUGUCGCGUACCUCUACCAACACCAGCGUGUCGGGUGCCGGUGCUCCUCUGGCCACUAUCACACCCAACGACGAUACUGCGUCUCCCGACUUUCAGCAAGUCGUCCGUUCCAGAACGGUUGCGUCUACUUCGCCUCCUAAAGCCGUGGAGAGAAAUAAGUAUGGGCAGCGGGUGGACCGCCUGGACUUCAAGAGCAUCCCUCGCGAUGAACUGAAUCGCCUGAAGAAGCUGAAGCUGUGCAAUUAUCAUUUCCUGCUCGGAGAGUGCCCCAACGAAGAAAACUGCUACCAUGAUCACGAUCGCAAAUUGACACGGCAAGAGCUUCAUAUCCUGUCGGCUAUUGCUCGCAUGACUCCCUGCCGUUUUGGGCUGGAGUGUGAUGACCCCGAGUGUAUCUACGGCCACCGUUGCCCUCAGAGCGAGCCUGGUAAGAAGACCUGCUUCCGCGGUGACAGCUGUCGUUUCGAUCCAGUGGCGCACGGUAUCGAUACGAAUAUCGUCAAGGUCACAAAGGUCUAA